Molecule: messenger RNA, 2491 nt
Organism: Drosophila teissieri
Lineage: Eukaryota; Metazoa; Arthropoda; Insecta; Diptera; Drosophilidae
Gene: fzr
Product: fizzy-related protein homolog
Exons: 5
Coding region: 558-1994 (478 amino acids)
Biological process (GO): positive regulation of anaphase-promoting complex-dependent catabolic process; positive regulation of ubiquitin protein ligase activity; anaphase-promoting complex-dependent catabolic process
Cellular component (GO): anaphase-promoting complex
Molecular function (GO): protein binding; anaphase-promoting complex binding; ubiquitin ligase activator activity
Source: RefSeq, a predicted model, not a curated record
UCACACUCUGGCUUGUUUGCGUGAAAAAACGUAACUUUUUUUUGUUGUAAUGUAGGAAGCAGCACGGGCAGUCGACCAACUUGAAAUCGCGCAUUACCGGACACAAGACGAAGCAGCCCGUGUAAUAAACGCAAGAAAACCCCGAGCGACAACAACAACCCCCGAAAAGCGGUAGUUGCAAGCGUUUUUCCCAAGUGGCAGCGGCAAUUUACACGGCGAAAAACGAGCUCGCGUCGCGUCCAGCUGUCCAACAAUCAAAAUUAACCGUCUUUAGCGCGUAAAACUAUUAAUAUUCAAAAUUGCCCCGUAUAUAAAUUGUUUAUAUAUUUUGUAUAUAUAUUUUCUACGCCACGUAAACCAGCCAUUUCGCGUUUAAACCUAAAACAAGACUUGUAAUUUUCGUUGGAUUUUUUUCUGGAGUGUUUGUUUUUUUUUUUUUUGGCGCAAGUUUUGUUUGGUUACAUUUGUGUUGAGUUUUUGCAACACGAAGGCGAAGACGAAGGCGCUGCUAUCAAACAACAGGCGAGGGCAAGUGGCUAGUUACGACGGCCGCUAAGAUGUUCAGUCCCGAGUACGAAAAACGCAUCCUGAAGCACUACAGUCCCGUGGCCCGCAAUCUGUUCGACAACUUUGAGGCGUCCACCACGCCCACAUCUCUCGACCGCUUCAUACCCUGCAGAGCGUACAACAACUGGCAGACGAACUUCGCGUCGAUCAACAAGUCCAAUGACAACUCACCGCAGACGAGCAAGAAGCAGCGGGACUGCGGGGAAACGGCACGCGAUAGUCUCGCCUACUCCUGCCUCCUGAAGAACGAGCUGCUCGGCUCGGCGAUCGACGACGUGAAGACCGCCGGCGAGGAGCGGAAUGAGAACGCCUACACGCCGGCCGCCAAGCGGAGUCUCUUCAAGUACCAGUCACCCACCAAGCAGGACUACAAUGGCGAGUGCCCGUACUCGUUGUCACCCGUCAGCGCCAAAAGCCAGAAGCUGCUGCGGUCGCCGCGCAAGGCCACGCGCAAGAUCUCACGCAUUCCCUUCAAGGUGCUGGACGCGCCCGAGUUGCAGGACGACUUCUAUCUGAACCUGGUCGACUGGUCGUCGCAGAACGUCCUGGCCGUGGGCCUCGGCAGCUGCGUCUAUCUGUGGAGCGCGUGCACCAGUCAGGUGACCCGCCUGUGUGAUCUCAGUCCGGAUGCGAAUACGGUGACCUCGGUGUCGUGGAACGAGCGUGGCAACACCGUCGCCGUGGGCACACAUCACGGCUACGUGACCGUCUGGGAUGUGGCGGCCAACAAGCAGAUCAACAAACUGAACGGCCACUCGGCGCGCGUGGGCGCCUUGGCCUGGAACAGUGACAUCCUGUCGAGCGGCUCGCGUGACCGUUGGAUCAUACAGCGGGACACGAGAACGCCGCAGCUGCAAUCGGAGCGACGCCUGGCCGGCCAUCGGCAGGAGGUGUGCGGACUGAAAUGGUCGCCGGAUAAUCAGUACUUGGCCAGCGGCGGCAACGACAAUCGCCUGUACGUGUGGAAUCAGCAUUCCGUCAAUCCUGUGCAAUCAUACACGGAGCACAUGGCGGCUGUGAAGGCGAUCGCCUGGUCGCCGCAUCACCACGGACUCCUGGCCAGCGGCGGUGGAACGGCGGAUCGGUGUAUUCGAUUCUGGAACACGCUGACGGGCCAGCCCAUGCAGUGCGUGGACACCGGCUCGCAGGUAUGCAAUCUGGCCUGGUCCAAGCACUCCUCGGAGCUGGUCUCCACGCACGGCUACUCGCAGAACCAGAUACUCGUGUGGAAGUAUCCAUCGCUGACGCAAGUGGCCAAGCUGACCGGCCACUCGUACCGUGUGCUCUACCUGGCGCUGAGUCCCGAUGGUGAGGCCAUCGUUACGGGCGCCGGCGAUGAGACGCUGCGUUUCUGGAACGUAUUCAGCAAGGCACGCAGCCAGAAGGAGAACAAGUCCGUGCUGAAUCUGUUUGCCAAUAUCAGAUAAGGACAAUAAUCCAAGGAGCGAAGACUGAGCGAGGCGCCAAAGGCAAACACAACACAACACAAAAACAAAGCAAAACAAAACAGAAGAAAAGAAAUCGAUACUAGAAACCGAAAAAACAAAGGGAAACCAACCAAGCCAAUCAAUCAGCAAAACCAAGCAGAUACUAACUAACUAACUAAUCGAGCCUAUAUGUGUAUGCUCUACACACACACAAACGAUUCUUGUGCGGCAGUCGUUUAGUAAAUUGUAGUAACCACAGCAGCAAUAGUUAAAAUAAAUUUAAGUUAAGUCCUUUGUAUAGAACGGUAAUUAGCAACAUUUACGUAGGUAAACACAUGCAAUUUAUGAAAGGAAGGAAGGAAGGAACAACAUCAAGAGAUGGCUGCAACUAGAACUGAAAAUGAAACUAAGUCUAUGGAAAUUGUCAGUAAUUGGAAUAUAACACCACACUCACAACACCACUAUCUAUAAACGACAUUUUUGUUGCUUUUCUUAAA